AUGUCAUAUAUAAGCUUUAAGGUAAUAGCAGAGACGAGAUAUUUGUAAAAUGUGAGAAUCUGUGGCAAUCAUUAAUUACUUGGUGAUUGGGAUCCAAAUAGCUCAUUAUUGUUAUAUACAACCAAUGCAACUUAUCCAGAAUGGACUCAUGAAAGUAAAAUUCAAAUUGACCCAUGUAAAAAUAAAGUUAUUCAUUAAUAGAUGCCAGAUUAGAAUUCAAAUGUUUAAUACAAGAUGGAGAUAACUUUUAAUGGGAAAUGAUUCCUAAUCGAAGACAUAGAUGUGAUUUCAGACGCAAUUUCUUAAUUAUCACUUUUAAUAAAGAAGAAAUGAAUGUCAGAACAUUUUAAAAAUAUGAAAUCUCUCAUGAAUUUGUUUAAGAAGACUUAAGUAUGAUCUAUAAUAUUAUACAUAAAAGUCAAUGUCUAAAGAUUUAAUAGGUCUAGGGAUUAUGAUCCAUUCAAUAAUGAUUUAGAUUCAGUAUUUAAAAUGCAUUAUACUUUUAGUCAGAUAAUGAAAGUAUGCCAGAAUUAGUUAAAUAAAUUACAGGAAUCUCUUCCAUCUCAAUUCGUUAAUUAGAAAGUGAUUGGAGAGAUAUUAUUAAAGUAAUUCAUGACUUAAACCUUUUAUAGGAAUAUUUUUUAUGUAAGCAAAAGUAAAAAUCUAUAUCAAAAUUCCGUAAAAUUUCAGAUUAAUAUGGUUCUCCUGAAUUAGUAUUUGAUUACAAAAGAAAGAGAUCUCAGUCUUCUUCUUAAAUUUUCACUGAUUCUUUCGUUUUAUGUUUAAGUUUGAAGAUUCCAAUUUAAAUAACUACAAUUGAUUAAUAAAUUCAAGUAAGAAACAAAAAAGGUAAUUAAUUUACAAUUUUACAAUAGAUAUUCUUAAAAAAUAUAAAUUCACUUUUACUUAAGAUCCCUAUUACAAUAAUAUGUAUGAUCUAUUUAGUAACAGAUUAAGUCUCAAAGCAAUAUGGAUAGGAUGGUUAGGAAUAUCAAUCUAAGAUGAAAUAGAAUUCAAUCUUAUCUAAUAAUAUAUGUAAACAGUUCACACUCAUAUAGUUAUGAAUAAUAUAAGUGUUAUGGUAUUUAAUUAGAUGAAUCCUUAUUACCUUGUUUCACCUAGUUUGUUGAACCAGUUUUUAGUAAUUUAAUUCCAAAUUUGAGAUUUAAUUCAGAAGAUGAUUACAUGAACAUAAAUCAAAUAUUUGCCAAAUUUGUAUAGGAUGCCAUGUUUUGUACACUUUUUAAUAAUCAAUUUACUCAUUUGCAUUCAAUCUUCAUUUUUGAUUACCAUCUUUUUUUAAUUCCUAUUUUUAUUAAAGAAGGUUUGAUAAAAAAGAAUGAAUAUCGACCACGUAUUUGUACCAUUAUGAGAAGAUCAUUUCCUAAUCCAAAAUAAUUUAGAAUAUUGACCAUUAGUUAAAUGAUGCUCUCAUCUUUAUUAAUGAGUGAUUUAAUCUCACUUGUUGAAUUAAAGGAUUUAAAUAAUUUUAUAUCAUGUGUUCCAUUUUAAUAUUAGAAAUUCACAUAAGUUUCUGGAAUGACUGCAUUUACUAUUGAAGUAUUAGGUAGAAAAAUAAUACUUGAUUAUGGAAAUGUUGGUUUAAAUGAAAAUUAAUAAUUAACAAAUGUAAUAUUCACUGAAGAUUGGAUCACUAAAGAUUCCAUAAUACUUUUAGGAGUUGAUAGUAUAUCUGUCUAAAGUGGAUUGAAUCUAAAAUUUUAAAUUGUAGAGACAUUGCACUAAAUGGGAUAAUAAGUUCAGUUGAUCCAACUUUUAUUUAAAAAUAAUGAAGAUGAUUUUGAGAAUAAUUUAUCUCUACUAUCUUUAUUACAAGAAUUAACUAAUCAAGUUGAAUUAAUCAAUAAUAAAUAUUAACAAUAACUAAUUCUGUUGAUAUUAGAUUCUUCUCAAUAGGAUCGAAUCAAAUUAUAUAAUAAAGCAGAUGUUUUUAUCAAGACCUCAUUAAGAGAUGUUAUUUCUUCAACAUAUUUAGAAUAUAUCUAUGUAAGACAAUCUUAAAAACAGAAAGCUAAAAUUAUUUUAAGUAAAUGGUGUUAACCUAAAGUUGAUCAUUAAAAAAUCAACCCAUUUAAUAUAUAGAUGUCAGCAUAAAUCAUUUCAAAUUAUAUAAAUAAUCAUCUAACAUCAUAUAUCAAUGUACCUAGCAGCAAUGAUUGGCUUCUGAGAUUGAAUGAUCACCUAAAUUAUUGUGAAGAUUAUUGGCUUGAUAAAUAAUUAUACGAUUCAGCCAAAGAAUUAACUUUAGGAUUGAAAGAUAGACAAUUUUGUUAAAUUGAUAAGACCAAAAUAAUCUCUAGAUUCAAUAAUAAUUAAGUUCACGAUAAUCAAAGAGUCAUAAUCUUAGCUUAUACUGAAACUUUUAAAUAAAAAAUACAAAAAAUUGAAUAAUUAGUCUAAGCAUUAGAAUAAUUGGCUUUAGAUGAAAAUAAUACUUUAAUUCUCAUAUCAGAUCAAGAAUGUGAACUAUUAGAAUUAACUUUUGGUUCCAUCAAUAAUUUAUAUAUCAUUGCUUAAGAUGGUCUUUUUAUUAAAUAAAAUAAUUAAACAACUUUUUAAUAAAUCAUUGACAAAGAUGAAAUUGUUGAAACUAAACUUUAAUAAUUAUCUCAUCAUGAACAUUUUAUUCUUUCUUAGAAAAAUCUUAUCUAUACAUUACAAAUAAAAGAAAAGAUCUAAGACUCUAAUGCUGCAGCCAAUAUUCUUAUUUCCAAUCUUAUAAAGGAGUUAAGAUUAGAAUUGGAUGAGUAUAUUAUCACUUAAGAAAAUUACUCCAUUAAAAUUAAACAUUAAUUUCAAUAAAUCGAAGAAUUAUUGAAAAUUAUUAUUACGAAUGAGGUUGAUAAGAAAGGAUUAGUUUCUUUUGCAAACCUCAUUUCUUUCGAUCGAUCAUGGCUAGAUAAAAUUACCCAAAUUUUCUAAUUUGCAAAUAUGCCUUUAAAUAAAGUAAUUUUUAAAUUUUUAUUAAUUUAAGUAAUUCCAUUGCGUUUCAAUAUCAGAUCAAAUAGGAAAGAAUAGUAAUCUAGUUAUCGAAACUACUUAAGAAAUAAUAUUAUUGUUAAAUAGGUAUGCUGUAGAGAGCUGUUAUAAAAAAUGA
Messenger RNA from Paramecium sonneborni, 3118 nucleotides. The record is from the annotation of a GenBank genome assembly. NCBI's taxonomy places the organism in Eukaryota, Ciliophora, Oligohymenophorea, Peniculida, Parameciidae.